Hemiscyllium ocellatum (epaulette shark) is the source of this 7076-nucleotide messenger RNA. It is a transcript of the gene smo, whose product is annotated as smoothened, frizzled class receptor. Gene Ontology annotation, cellular component: plasma membrane; cilium; dendrite. Bases 575 to 3052 code for a protein of 825 amino acids. Lineage: Eukaryota; Metazoa; Chordata; Chondrichthyes; Orectolobiformes; Hemiscylliidae. Gene Ontology annotation, molecular function: patched binding; transmembrane signaling receptor activity. Gene Ontology annotation, biological process: positive regulation of smoothened signaling pathway; smoothened signaling pathway; commissural neuron axon guidance. The record is from RefSeq and is a predicted model, not a curated record. The transcript has 12 exons.
AACAUUUUUUUUCAGUGGACUAGUAGACAUUCAGUGAAUUGGACACAGAUUCAAGAUCUAUAACGGAGCACUGGGAGAGGUUACAAGGAGAGAACGAGAGAGAGGGAACGGGGAAAAAAUGGACUGGGUAUCAAAUUACAAUCCUUUUUCUCUGUCACUUCUCUGGCACGUAAAAGUGGGAGUCAGGAGGCAAGUUGUUUGAGAUCACGCACGUUCUUCGUAUAAAUCAAAUGAUUUGCAUUUUCCCCCGUGGGCUUUGUGUUUUCAGAAAAAAAAUCGUCUCAGUGAGUUUGGAGAGAGAAUUGGGGAAUAAUCAAAUCCCAGUCUGCAGCCGGUGGAGUCUGGAAUGAGUUGAAACUGACGCGAUGGCAUUCGAUGCAAGUUGGGAAACUGACACAUUUUCUGGGACAAACAGAGGCCAAUAACCAAUCGGAGGAAGUUUCGAGUGGAAGGGGAUUAAUUCCCCGCUUUCGGAGAGGCGAACAUUAAAAAGUUCGAAGAUAGGCGACGGGGUGCGCGUGUGUGUGGGGAGAGGGCGAAGAUUUCCUUUAACUUUGCAACUGGAAGAAUCAAGAUGUCUACCGGCUGGCUGUCUUUUGUUAAAGCGGCUCCAGUCUCCCUGCUCUUACUCUGGACAUUCCUGGGGCUGAGCGGCACCAACCAAACGUUUCCCCAGGACCGCUGCAAGAAAGUGUCGGACUGCGAGCCCCUGAGAUACAACACAUGCAUGGGUUCGGUUCUCCCCUACACCCACACGUCCCUCGCUCUGGCUGAAGACUCCAACACCCAAGAAGAGGCACACAACAAUCUGGUUCUUUGGUCAGGAUUGAGGAAUGCUCCAGGCUGUUGGAGUGUGAUUCAACAGCUUUUGUGUGCUGUCUACAUGCCAAAAUGUGAAAAUGGCAAAGUGGAACUACCUGGUCAGAUUAUGUGUCAAAUCACCAGAAGCCCCUGCGCCAUUGUGGAGCGAGAGAGAGGCUGGCCUGACUUCCUGAAGUGUUCAAAUGAUCGAUUUCCUGAAGGAUGCCUGAAUGAAGUUCAGAACAUCAAAUUUAACAGCUCUGGUCGGUGUGAGUCCCCUCUGGUACGUACAGAGAAUCCCAAGAGUUGGUACGAGGAUGUGGAAGGAUGUGGAAUCCAGUGUCAGAACCCGCUCUUCACAGACAAUGAACAUGAUGCCAUGCACAUCUAUAUUGCUGUCUUCGGAUCCAUUGCCAUUCUCUGCACAUUCUUCACAUUGGCUACUUUUGUUGCUGACUGGAAGAACUCUAACCGUUACCCUGCUGUCAUCUUGUUUUACGUAAAUGCCUGUUUCUUCAUUGGGAGCAUUGGCUGGCUUGCACAAUUCAUGGAUGGAGCACGGAAAGAGAUUGUGUGCAAGGCAGAUGGGACCAUGCGACUUGGAGAGCCAACGUCCAAUGAAACACUCUCCUGUGUUAUAAUAUUCAUUAUAGUCUACUACUCUCUCAUGUCUGGGGUGAUCUGGUUUGUGAUGCUGACCUACGCUUGGCACAUGUCAUUCAAGGCCCUCGGCACCACCUAUCAGCCUCUUUCUGGAAAGACAUCCUACUUCCAUCUCGUCACUUGGUCAAUCCCAUUUAUAUUGACUGUCGCCAUAUUGGCUCUGGCACAGGUGGAUGGAGACUCAGUGAGUGGAAUCUGCUUUGUUGGAUAUAAGAAUUAUCACUUCCGGGCAGGGUUUGUCCUGGCUCCAAUUGGGCUUGUUCUGCUGGUUGGUGGCUAUUUCCUUAUAAGAGGUGUCAUGACUCUAUUUUCAAUUAAAAGUAACCAUCCUGGGCUCCUGAGUGAGAAAGCAGCCAGUAAAAUCAAUGAAACAAUGCUGCGUCUUGGCAUUUUUGGAUUCUUGGCAUUUGGCUUUGUCUUCAUCACAUUUGGAUGCCAUUUCUAUGAUUUCUUUAACCAGGCUGACUGGGAGAGGAGUUUCCGUGACUAUGUUCUGUGUGAAGCCAAUGUCUCUAUUGCUGAGCAAACCAACACUCCCAUCCCCGAAUGUAGCAUCAAGAAUCGCCCUAGCCUUCUAGUGGAAAAGAUAAACAUAUUUGCCAUGUUUGGGACUGGCAUUGCAAUGAGUACCUGGGUCUGGACCAAAGCUACCAUCUUAAUAUGGAAAAGGACAUGGUUUCGAAUUAUCGGCCGAAGUGAUGAUGAGCCAAAACGAAUUAAGAAGAGUAAAAUGAUUGCCAAAGCUUUUUCAAAACGAAAGGAGCUGUUGAAAAAUCCAGACAAGGAACUGUCGUUCAGUAUGCAGACAGUGUCUCAUGAAGGACCAGUGGCUGGAAUCAACUUCGAUCUGAAUGAACCAUCUGCUGACCUCUCAUCUGCCUGGGCUCAACAUGUAACAAAGAUGGUGGCCAGAAGGGGAGCCAUUUUACCUCAUGACAUUUCAGUCACUCCAGUAGGGACACCAGUACCACCAGAAGAGAACAAGAGGAACCUCUGGAUCAUUGAAGCUGAGAUUCCCCCAGAACUACAGAAAAAAGCUGGGAAGAAGAAGAAAAAGAGAAAGAAAGGCAUUAGACCCCUUGGGCCUACGGAGGAGAUGCAUGACAUGGGCUAUUGCACAGAGAGAGCAUCUAGCACUGUUCCACACUUACCCAAGUUACCUAGGCAAAAAAACUUGGUGUCAAAAGCUGUGGAACCAACUGAUGUUCAGGAUAAUUUACCAGGCACUCUCCUGGAAUCCGGAAUCAACUCUGGAUCAAGCAAUGGGAGGUUUCUCAUUGGAGCAUUCAACAGCUCCUUGGGGUACAGGCUGAAUGCACCUCUGAAUUUGAUUGCAAACCCUCUUUCAAAUGACGAUGUCUUAGAGGAUGAGCUGGAACUUCCCCGAGGAGAUCAACUCCGGCUCCCACAGAGAACAUGUAAAAACCCAUUCCCCUAUUCCUCAGCUAAUGUUGAAUUUGGAAGACUCCCUGUAAUUAAUAUCCCUCACAUGCCAAGAUCUGAAAACAGAAGGACUGCUAUUGCACCUGUACAUUCCAGAACAAAUCUAGUGGACACAGAGUUGAUGGAUGCUGACUCUGAUUUUUGAAUAUUGGCCUAGUAUUGGUAUUAAUAAGGCAUCAUCUACUUGAGAAGCAACAUAUCUGAUUCCAACUAGGAACUUUGGUAAAUAUCUGUUACAGAUCACCUAAUUAAUGCAAGUGGUAUUUUACUAAAGUCUGAAUGUUCAUGGCUAGCAACUGAAAAUAAUUUUAAUGUUCAAAUGGGUUCACAGAAGCGCUUCUCUACUUAUUUAAGAGAUUACAGCAUUCCUUCACAUGAGGUUCAAUCUGUCGUGAAGAGGCCCUUCACUUUAAUGUUCAAGGUUGUAGAGUAUAUAAAUAAUGAAUUAUCAUAAUUGGCCAAUUUGGUAAAGUUAUUGGAGCUUUUUUUGGAGCUGAGGGAUAGUGAACUAUUCUAAGGGACAGGAAUCAAAUAACUCCCAUGUCAUAACUUCUGCUGGGCCAGGAUUAUUCAUUGACCUUUGUGUAUGUUGAUCACGCUUUGCCUUCAGUUAGUUACAGUAAAUAAAUAGGCCAUCUGGUCCAUUCUGUGUUGGUCAACUAUAUCCUAGAGUUCUAUUGAGUUCUACCUCCCAAGAUUCUUAUCUGAUCGUACCAUUAAGUUACAGACUUGAUGUGUUUUAUUUUACAAAGACCUAAUUGUUCCCCAGUGUAAUAUUUUAACAUUAAGAAUAUUACACAAAAACAUUUUGAUCAAGUUUUAAUUGAGGAAAUAGUGUGAUCAAGUUUGACUUGGGAAACUCCGUAUUCUCUGAAUGGAAGGGAAAUAUUAGACAUGACAAGCUGAAAGUGUCAAUAGCAUCAAGAUAUACCAAACCUGCCUCAGAGAAGAGAUCAGUAAUCGGUUUAUGUGGUCCAAGAUAUUUGGGCAUGAGUGGUACCCAAGCUAAAUGAAGAAAUGUGGUGCCAUCUAAUCUUUUGUCUGGAUACUGGGGGUAUGCACUGUCCAUCUCAUUCUUAACAUUCUGCAAACUACAGACAUCAAAACCUCUGUCCAGAAUCUAUUCCAGACCAAAUCCCCAAUAGUCUUGUGCUUACUUAUAUUGGCUUCUGAUGAUCCCAACACUUCAAAUUUAUAAUCCUCAACUUUGUGCUGAACUCACUUGAUGACAUCAUCCCACUAUAUCUUUGUAAGCACCUUCCUCCCUAUAACCUUCCUUUAUUACCUCUGCACCCCCCUCUGCUUCUUACUUGUCUUUCCAUCCUUAAAAAUUGCUCUUUGACCAGUUUUUAGUCACUUUUCCUAAUCAGAUAAGGGAUAGCAGAUUUAAAAGUGAUGAGGAAAAAUUAUUUCUCUUAAAGAGUCAUGAAUAUGUGGGAUUCAUUAUCCCAGAGUGUGGUGGAUGCCAGGACAUUGAGUAAAUUUAAGGAGGAGAUAGACAGAUUUUUAAUUACUAAGGAGUUAAAAUGUUAUGAUAAGUGGACAGAAAAGUGGCGUUGAGACAGAGGAGAUCAGCCAUCAUAUUAAAUGGCAGAGUAGGCUCAAGGAAUGGAAUUAGGCCAAAGUGAAGACUGCAGAUGCUGGAGAGUAGAGUCGAGAGUGUGGUGCUGGAAAAGCACAGCAGGCCAGGCAGCAUUCAAGAGCAGGAGAAUCACUGUUUCUGGAAAAAGCCCUUCAUCAAGAGUGGAUUUGCCUACUCCUGCUCCUUGUUCUUAGUUCUUAAUAUCUCUUUGGUUGCUUCAAUGGCUUUUUUUCUGUCUUAUCAUGCUUCUGUGAACAUGGGACAUUAUUUGAUAUUAUUUGGCAGAGAAAUAGUUGUAUGGUCACUUGUUGUUAUGUUGGACUCCAGGAUUAUGUAAGAAAACAUUCAAGAACAGGCAAAUUUAGUGUUGCCCUUACACUUUGAGACUAAUUUUGCAAAUGGAUGCAGUCACACUAGUUACUAAUGCAAUCAAAGCCAAAGCUCCAUAUUCAACAACUUAAAGUAUAAAAGCAUUAUCACAAUUUCAGCAGCUUAGUCAAACGGUAUUGCCUUUGAUCUCCUUACGUCACUAGUGUCAUGCUGUUUGUAUUGUAUUCUUUGAGUCUGAUCUGGUUUCCUAUUUGGCUUUUAUGUAGCCAAUUACAUUACCAGAUCUAUCUCAACCCGGUCUCUUAGUCAACAAGCACCUAACUUGGUUGUGGGGCAUCUUUGACCCUUCCACCUCGAGCAUAGAGACAUAAAGAGUUAAGUGUGAAUUUUGUUUUGUUGGUGUAAAUUGAUAAGGAACCUUCAGCUGAAACGAGGGUGAAACUAUGUUGUAUUGAAAAACUGACUGGCAUAAAUAAUUUUAUUUAAUGAUGAAUACUGCAGUGCGGUUUCUGUGGUUAUGUGUUUCAAUUUUUUUUUACCAGAUUAUGUAUUGGAAUUGCAGUUAAUUAUAAAAGAAGUGGAUUGAUCGAGGGCAAGGAUUUGUAUAUGAAAGUCUGUUAUAUACACAAAGAAAACAUUUUUACAAGAACCAGAGAUGGCAUUAGAAGUGCAAAACAUUAUUACAGUACAGGAGGACUAAGUAUCUGAAUCGGAUUUCGUUGCACUGUAAAAACAAUGCUAAUUCAGGAACCUUGACCAAUCUAUAGCUAAUCAAUAGCUGUUAUAACUGGGAGCAUACUAGGAAUUUGAACAUGUGGCUCCCAAUAAUUUCCUCCUCUUCCUCCCUGGGUGGCAUGGGAACAGAUUAGAUUAGAUUAGAUUAGAUUUACAGUGUGGAAACAGGCCCUUCAGCCCAACAAGUCCACACCGACCCGCCGAAGCGCAACCCACCCAUACCCCUACAUUUACCCUUACCUAACACUACGGGCAAUUUAGCAUGGCCAAUUCACCUGACCCGCACAUCUUUGGACUGUGGGAGGAAACCGGAGCACCCGGAGGAAACCUACGCAGACACGGGGAGAAUGUGCAAACUCCACACAGUCGGGAAUUGAACCCGGAUCUCAGGCGCUGUGAGGCAGCAGUGCUAACCACUGUGCCACCGUGCCGCCCAUCACUCCAUCCUCAAAAUAACAUGUGAUGUAAUGGUGCCUGUUUCAAAUUUCUCCAUUUGUUAUUUUAAUAGAGGGUACCAAUCCAUUGAUUUUAACCCAAGUACAGAACACAAAUUUAAUGGUCACAAUCAGUAUUCGUAAUGUCACACCACCAACAAAAAAAAAUGGAUUUUUUUUAUCCUGCGAUGUUAGUGCUGAGGAAUGGAUUCUGCAUUUACUCAGGGUCGACAUUGACAAUACUCUAGUUAAGAUGGAAGGUGACAGAUUUAGGAUAUAACCAGUCAGCAUACUGACCAGGCCAAAGUUGGGCUUGAUGUGAAUUGAAAAGGAGAGAUUUCAAAGAUGCCAAUUACUGCCCAAGUAGGACAUUGGAGAACCUGUUGUUUUUGAUGUUGAAUAGUUUGAAUACCAUAUCCAAAUACAAACUGUUUGAACAGACAGAAACUGCUUCUUAUCUUGAUUUCAAGUCCGAAGAUUCUGUACAAGUGUGAAGAAGGAAAUUUCCCAAGUUUGCCAGCAUUGUGGUUUUCCAAGGAUUGAGGUUCCCUAUUAUUGUCCUUCAGGAAGUCAUCUCUUGGUGACAGAGCGUGACACUUUGCGAGAUCUCUCUGAAUCCUGACCUUGCUCCACUUGCCUCUCUGAUAUUUAACACAUUUUAUAUUUUUUAAUCCAUUGAUGAUCUUCAUUGCUAAAAAAUGUUGAAGGUUUGAACAUUCUUGGUUUGAGAUGUGAGGUGCACUCUAUAGAUACCCUUUUCAAUUUGAGUAAUAAUGUAAAUUGGGUGAUAGCAUUUUGGCAGCCUAUUUUGUCCUUGUCCUCACUUUUAUUUCCCAGUCAUUGUUGGUUUGCUAUAUUAUUGACAAGUCAAAAUGACACACCUACAGAUCAAUAUGUAUGUGUAAGCAUCAUAAACAGCCAACAUAUGAAGACCUUGUAAAUAUUCCCUUACCUCCUUCACUAAGUGAUAGUCUGGUUCUGUAAAUUGUUGAAGACUUGAUAUAUUUUUAUAGAAACAUAAUGGUUAUUUUUGUACCACAUAUAGCCAUUUAAAACUUCUUGUUAUCAGUGUUCAUAGACAUCUGUAG